Messenger RNA from Bolinopsis microptera, 3417 nucleotides. RefSeq lists its product as uncharacterized. The coding region runs from base 467 to 3139 and encodes 890 amino acids. Gene Ontology annotation, cellular component: AMPA glutamate receptor complex. The transcript is spliced from 18 exons. Gene Ontology annotation, molecular function: protein binding. Gene Ontology annotation, biological process: negative regulation of BMP signaling pathway. Lineage: Eukaryota; Metazoa; Ctenophora; Tentaculata; Lobata; Bolinopsidae. The record is from RefSeq and is a predicted model, not a curated record.
CAUUUAUUGCUUAAUAUAAUCUUGAUCCAGUACUCAAGCUAAAUCCAUAACAUUGGAUGCGUAUCUGGUUACUGACCUUCAUUACUUUCAUUGCAGGUUUUGUCUCUCUAGUCGUCACUGAGUCUGAACCUGAACCAGAUCCUGAACUCUACAAGCGAUGUGAGAACAGUGAAACUGGGCAAAUAUACCGUGAAGCUGAGACGUGGACAGAGGAAGGGAACUGUGCUGAAUGUAUCUGUCAAAAGGAUGGACCCGAGUGUUCUGAAUUAGUGUGCCCUCAGAUUAUGUGUGCGGAGGGCUCUAAAUCUGGGACUCUCCCGGCAAAUGCUGCCCUACCUGUAUUAGUGCCUGUGUUGAUAACAAGGGUAAAGAGUACGGUCACCUAGAGUCCUGGUCACCUGAUCCCUGUACAGAGUGUGAGUGCCUUGUGGACGAGAACACUGGAGAUAAGGAGGAAGUGUGUUCUAUGAUGGACUGUCCAGACUCUGGAGAAUGUGAUAGGAGGAUCAUCACACCUCCUGACCAGUGCUGCCCUAUUUGUCCCGAACAUUGUGUAGACAAUGAUGGUAAGGAGUAUGGCCAAGGAGAGACGUGGUCUCCAGAUCCCUGUACCCACUGUACCUGUGAAGUGAACGAGGAUACAGGAGAGAAACAGGAAAUGUGUGCUGUGAUGGAUUGUGAAGAUCCUGCAGGAUGCAAUAAGGAGAUGAUCAGAAUUCCUGAUCAGUGCUGCCCUAUUUGUCCCGAACAUUGUGUAGACACUGAUGGUAAGGAGUAUGGUCAAGGAGAGACGUGGUCUCCAGAUCCCUGUACCCACUGUACCUGUGAAGUGAACGAGGAUACGGGAGAGAAACAGGAAAUGUGUGCUGUUAGCGGCUGUGCUUGGCCAGGAGAAUGUCCUUGGGACACGAUCACUCCUGAUGACCAUUGUUGUCCUAUUUGCCCUUGUACCAACCCUGAAACUGGUGAGACGCACAAAGUUGGAGAAGGUUUUCAAGCGGACCCAUGUACACAUUGUACUUGUAUGGAGAAAGGAAUACUGCAGUGUGACAUGAUUAUGUGUGAUAUACCCAACUGUCUGGAAUUGAACGGUGGUGGGUGGAGGAUGUGGAACAAACCUGGUAGUUGUUGUCCUGGAUGUAUUGGACCCUGUUCAGAUGAUACAGGAAAGGAGUUUGAAGUAGGAGAGUCCUGGAAAAGAACCUCUUGUAAAGAAUGCAAGUGUAUUGAUAAAGAUGGAGGCAAAAUGGAGAUUUGCGAUGAUAUUUGUGAGACGAAAUGUCAGAGAUUUGUGAUCCAUGGACAAGAUUUCAUUUGUUUGGACGAUUACAACUGUGACGCAGUAAAAUGUGCCGCUCCAGACCUCUACUCCAGAACCUACGCCGACAAAUGCUGCACCCAUAGUAUACCUGACGAGUGUGGAUUAGAGGAUUGUGCAUCUCUCGACUGUAACUAUAAAGAUGCAGUUUACAUCAGCACCUCUCCCUGCUGUCCUAUCUGUGUUAUACUGACACCCCCUACAGAAGUACCGCCCCCAACAGAAUCCCCUGACGAGUGUGCGCUAGUUGACUGCCCGGCUCCACCCAAAUGUGUCACUGGUUAUCCUGUAACCUUUGAGGGCGAUUGUUGUGCAUCGUGUAAACCUGAUUACUGCAAUGCAGUGGACUGUAUGCCCGUACACCCUAACUGUGAAUCUGUUUACACCUCCAAGUCACCUUGCUGCCCUGUUUGUAAAGAUCCCCCGGUAUGCCCUGAGGGAGAAGAUAUGGCGCUGUGUUUCUCCGACCCCUGCACAGCUACUAAAUGCAGAAACUAUCCUUACGCUGAAUGCAAAGCUAGUUUCUGCGGGGAGUGCACGGCUAUCUUCUAUGAUGAGAACGGUGAUGUGAUUACAAACUGCGAGGGUGACUGUCUGGAUGGGCAAUUAAUUAAAGAAUGCGGUUCAGCAUGCACCCCUACAUGUGAAAACCCUCUUCCUGCCUGCACGAAGAACUGCGUGAGGAGAUGUGAGUGUCUGUUUGCCCGUUCUAUCCUGUACAAACAAUCCUGCAUACCAGAGAACGAAUGUCCUGAUUACCUGCCGUUUUGCGAUGAGAUUUACAGUGAUGAGGAUUCUGACGGUGACAUUGACUUUGCUCAAACUUCUUCAAGUGGCAGUUCCAGUGGCAGUUCCAGCAGCAGUAGAAACACUAGAUCAGUCCAAACAACUGAAGUAACAGAUCCUGACUGUGGAGAAGCCGAGGUGGAGUGUGACGAGGACCCAUGUGAAACAGCAAAGUGUCCCAACUUUCCCUAUGCUAAGUGUCGGGUUGACACAUGUGGCAAGUGUCAGGCUGUUUUCUACCACGACACUGGAUCCCGUAUUGACAACUGCAAAGGAGACUGUCUAGGAAACAUGAUUUUCAACAACUGUGGUAGUGCCUGUACCGCUACCUGCUCCAACCCCAACCCUGUCUGUAUAGAGAUGUGCGUGGCAAGAUGCGAGUGUCCCAGUGAUGUACCUCUACUUACUGGCAGCCACUGUAAUCCUAGAGACGAGUGCCCGGAAGAAGAGGAAGGCAACUCUAACAGUGGUGGAGGCAGUGGUGAGAUGUGUCGUCCUAGAUACCCUGACCCUGACCCUGACUCUGACUCUGAACCUGACUCUGAACCUGUUCCUCCCGAGCCUGAGUGUGGAGACAUUGUCAACUGUUUCGAAAACCCCUGUAAAGUCCAAUCCUGUCCAAACUACCCGAGAGCCAGGUGUAGAGCCAACUACUGUGGCGGGUGUAAUGCUGACUUUUAUGAUAGUAGCGGUGCUCGAAUCUCUGAUUGUGAGGGAGAAUGUAAAGCCCCCAAGAAGUACACAGAGUGUGGGAGUGCCUGUCCGCAGACCUGCUUCUCCGACCCCUCUCUACCCUGUAUAGCAGUGUGUGUCCCCGGGUGUUCCUGUCCCAGUUCUGCUCCAGUUCUCUACAGAGGGAAGUGCAUUGCCAGGGAUAUGUGCCCAGCCAUGGAUGAGGUUGAAGCAAUGGAUGAAUCCAAGAGACUGUUUGAUGAUCCUAGUGAGACAGAUACUAUAAGAGACUCCAGCACCUCUGUAUUAUCUAUUACUCUGACUCUGGGUAUUCUCACUAUAGUGCGAUUAGUCUUCUUCUGAUGUUUCUUUGAGUUUGACUGAGACGUCAAUGCCUACGUAGCUCGUAGCUUUAGCGUUUCUUUUACUAUUACAUUGCGCAAUGUUUGCGCUUCAAACACUUUAGAAACUUCUGCGUUAGAUAUACGAUAAAAACAAUACAGGGAGUUUUAAAAACUGUCAUGAUAUUUUUAAACGAUAGACGAGUUAGUAAAUAUGCUAAUAACGAAAUAUGAGUUACGAUUUGUUCAUAAACAUAAGUCCUUAUUGCAGCUUAUUUUGUCCUUAUUUCUUAAACAUAA